Messenger RNA from Misgurnus anguillicaudatus (oriental weatherfish), 3825 nucleotides. It is a transcript of the gene mgat1a, whose product is annotated as alpha-1,3-mannosyl-glycoprotein 2-beta-N-acetylglucosaminyltransferase a. The record is from RefSeq and is a predicted model, not a curated record. Gene Ontology annotation, molecular function: alpha-1,3-mannosylglycoprotein 2-beta-N-acetylglucosaminyltransferase activity. Gene Ontology annotation, cellular component: Golgi apparatus. Gene Ontology annotation, biological process: protein N-linked glycosylation. NCBI's taxonomy places the organism in Eukaryota, Metazoa, Chordata, Actinopteri, Cypriniformes, Cobitidae.
UGCACGAGCGCACAACACCCCUCAAAUACUCCGAUCACCGUGGGUCGAAUCCGAGCCAUUUGGAACUUCAUGGGUCUCUGGGACCCCCCACUUAACCUGACCAAUAUAUAGAUCUCGUUAAGUCUUGGGAGCUGCAGUUGAUUGAGUCCCGAUGGCUUCAACACCGUCCGCCUCAGCCCUCUCCGCGGUUCUCCGGUGUCAGGGCAACAUACUCGCCCGAAAGGGGGCGAACCAGAAGCGGCCUGCUGCAUCGGUCUACGGGCUCGGGAUGAAAUCUUCAAACCGAUCGUUAUUUCGUGCUCUCUUGGGUUUUAUAUUUAACAGGGAGAUUGACGAGAGUCAAGGAGUCUGGUCCGUUUCGACGCAAUUUAAAAGACGAUCUGCUGUAAGAAACACUGAGGAUCAUCUGGUCAAAAACUCAACAUUAAAGAACUGUCGUAAAACGAAACCGAAGACGGAUUAUUACAGUUUUGCGUAUAAUUCUGAGCAUUUUAGUAUUUUAUCCAAAAACAUCACGGUUCUUCGAGUGGGUAACUUGUAUGUGGGGAAAGCAACGUCGGAAUAUCCAAGGACUUUUUGCAUUUGUAUAGUUUGUGCUCACGGUAAGAGCACAUUAAACCAACAUGAAGUGGAUUCGUUAUUUCCGAUUGUUUUACUGUCGAUAUUAAAGAAGAGACUGACGUAUUUAACAGCUGCAGUGUCUGGCAUUAUGCGGACUAAACUGGGAAUAGACAGGACCAACCAGAUUUAUCCGGAUUGCAAUAAGCGGAGUGGAGGUUUCGAAUAUACCACUGAAGAUCAUACGGAUGCUGAAUCUCAGACUCUGCAGGGAGAAGCGUCUGAAACUGAGAAAUGAAUCUUCUGCAGAUUCUUUGGAUGACAUGCACUUCACAAAUGCACCUCCAGACUUCCUAAAAACAGAUAGCUAGAUUUAUUUUGAUUGGCUUAUAUGUUGAUGUUUGUAAUGCCAGUGUAACCGCACAAUAUGUCCUGGCUUGUGCUGUGUGUUGUAGCCAACUGUAUGACUGAGCUCUGUGGAUGUAUGGUAGAGCUUUUAUAUGCUUAGUGUACUGUAUUGUUGUAUUUGCCUUAGGAAUAAUAUUAUAUGUAAAUAUAUUAAGAAAUAUAUUAUUUCAAAGUACAUAUGCAAAACGCUGACCUUAUACUGUAAUCAGGUAACCAACAUGUAUUUAACAGAAUAAAAGGGUCAUACAAGUUAAAAGUGCCUGACUUUAUGCAUAGUUUUCAAAAAGCUGUACAUUGGCAAUAAAAUAUCAUCCUCACACACAGCAUAGAGUCAGGUUAUAUAAAUGAAUUUUUACUGUUGACAUUUCCAAGACUUUUAACUAUAAUAUUAGUCAGAUAUUAUGACUGUGGGAACCCUAGAUACCAUCAUUCGUGUUACCCAAAUACUGUAAGCUCACUUUCUUCAAAUGAUGUCUAUAAAAGGAUAUUUUUUUUGGAAGAAUGUGUGUUGAAAUAAGAUCCCAAAAGAUCCGUGAUGCCAAACAUCUACGUUUUUUAACUUAGUACAGUCGAAAACCUACAUACAGCUACUUAAAAGUAAAGCAGAUGUUCUCAUGCGAGACUUGAGGGGGCGGAGCUUUCUAAACAUGACGCCACGCCACCCGGAAGUCAAGCGCUGUUACAUUCUUGAGCGAAGCUUGGACGGUACGCUCGAGAGUCAGGAAGUUUGUAGCUCUGAAAAUUAUAGGUUAUUUAACGUCUAGACCAUUUCAGAUCCAAAUAAAGGACCUGGGAUAUUUGAAACGGUGCAGAAUUCUUAAAGCUACCGAAGUAUGAGUAUAAGUGAGUGAGAAGUAGAGAAAUGAGUGAAGAAGACGUUCAACAUGCCAGCAUAUGAGCGCGUGUUGACUCAUGUAAGUCAGAUAUGUUGUCGUGUUUCAUCAUAGUCGUGCUGGUUUCGUGGAAAUAAGUAAACUGGUUUUUCAGCUUUUGGGCUAUUGGUGGUGGAGGGGAGGCUGAAUGGGCUACAGGACCUGCCGAUGGUCACCCUGGCACUUUGGACUACAAUUCAAAUAUCAUAAACCUAAAACCUGGAACAUGUUUUAUUUUCACCUACCGUCUCUUUAAUGUAAAGUUUUAUUUACUUAUUAGAUAACAAUCAUGCAAAGCAUGUGAUUUUUUUUUCGAUAUCCACAAGACUAGUUCUUUAUGUUCUCAAUGCCCUGUCUGUAUUAUCAUCCACUUCUGCUUUCCUGAAUCCCCUGUAUCAUUGCACCUCAGGUCAAUGGCCAUGCUCCGCAAGAGAAGUUCCUUCAUCAUUUGCGGUGGUUUUAUAUUCGUAGCUUGGAAUGUCAUUCUUAUCUACGUCCUUAUGGGUCGUCCGCUCGGUCAGCUUGACAGCAAGGCUGAACCUGGUAAAGCAGGUGACCAAGGAGAAGGCGAAAUAGGAAAUAUUAUCAAUGAGGUGAUGCGUGUAGCUAAUGAGUUUGAGACUGAACUUAAAUCGCAGAAGAAAAUCUUAAUGCAGAUCAAGAGCCAUAGGUCAGUUUGGGAAAACAACAAGGACAAUGAACCUGCCGCUGAGAAAAAAUCAAUAGCAGAACCUGCAGCACCCGUGGUCAUCCCGAUUUUAGUCAUUGCCUGUGAUCGUGUGACAGUAAAACGCUGCCUUGAUAAACUCAUUGAGCAACGCCCAUCCGCCGAGCUUCACCCGAUCAUAGUGAGCCAGGACUGCGGGCAUGCGGAAACAGCCAAUGUGAUCGCCUCGUACGGCAGUCAACUGACCCACAUUAAACAGCCCGAUCUUUCAGAAAUCGCCGUACCUGCGCAACAUAAGAAGUUUCAGGGCUACUACAAAAUCUCAAGACAUUACCGUUGGGCACUGAAUCAAGUUUUCAACACGUUCUCCUACACGUCUGUUGUCAUUGUGGAGGAUGAUAUAGAGGUGGCUCCUGAUUUCUUUGAGUACUUCAGGGCACUUCAUCCAAUCUUAAAAUCGGACCCAACUUUGUGGUGCGUAUCUGCCUGGAAUGACAAUGGCAGGGAUGGGUAUGUUGAUCCCGGUAAAGCAAGCUUAUUGUACAGGACAGAUUUUUUUCCAGGCCUGGGCUGGAUGCUCACAAAGGACCUCUGGAUGGAGCUCGAGCCAAAAUGGCCAGCCUCAUUUUGGGAUGACUGGAUGCGUCACCCCGAUCAACGCAAAGACAGGUCCUGCAUUAGACCAGAAAUAUCCAGAACUAUAACGUUCGGCCGCAAGGGUGUGAGUUUGGGUCAGUUUUUCGACAAGUACCUCCGCUUUAUUAAGCUCAAUACCGAAUUUGUGCCUUUUACAACACUAGACCUGUCCUAUUUGGAUAAAGAGACAUAUGAUAAGACCUUUGAUAAGGAAGUAUACAGUGCUGAAGUGGUGACUAUGGAGGAUCUGAAGGGUGGUAAACUGUCUGGACCUGGACCUUUCAGACUGCAGUAUUCCAGUGCUGACAGUUUUAAAACAUUGGCCCGUAAUCUCGGCAUUAUGGAUGACCUAAAGUCAGGAGUCCCUCGAGCAGGGUACAGAGGUGUAGUUAGUUUCCUUUCACGUGGAAAGAGGGUCUAUUUGGCACCACCUGCUGGUUGGAGUCAGUAUGAUCCAAGCUGGAGUUGAAGUGGGGUGUGCCUUCCUCACAAAACAUCUUUUUUUUUUAAAGGUGCAAAGCACAUUAAAGUUAUAUUUGGUGCACUUGUAUGUUACAGCCUUUCUUUAAGACUUACUAAGGUUUAUUUUACAACUGUGAAAUUACUGCAUACUGUUGUAAAUGUCUUAAAAUGUCAUUGUCCAGUGCUAAUAUGAUACCAAAGAUAAAAGAUUUAUCUCUCAGA